GGCAGGAAAUCAUGGAUCUGGGACUCCUGAGACUCAUGGAUUUGCCACAGGGCAAAAACAAGGCCCUUCGGGGAAAUCAAAGAAGUAGUUUCAUGCCAGCCACCCGACGCCAGCGAGAGUUCAUGCCGGAAGAGAAGAAAGAUACCACAUACUGGGAGAAGAGGCGCAAAAAUAACGAGGCAGCUAAGAGAUCCCGGGAGAAGCGGCGCUUAAAUGAUGUGGCCGUGGAAGGAAGACUGGCCGCUCUCAAGGAGGAGAAUGCUUUGCUGCGGGCUGAGCUGAUGGCUCUCAAGCUUCACUUUGGCCUUCUGAGCCCUGGCACCCCCCAUACCCUCCAGGCCUUGCUGUGGCGGUGCCCCUGGUCAGCUUCCCGGGGUCCUGAGGGGAAACUAGGCCAACCAGAUGGAGACUCCUUCAGGUCAGGCAGCUCAGGGCCCAAGGAGUUAGUCUGGAGGGAUUCUGGUAGUUCCCACAAGAUGGUGGGCUUGGGCUCCCCAGGGCUCUCCCAUGAGCUAUCAGUUCCAGACCCCAAAAGUCUAGACUCAGCUGUCUGCUCUCCAGCUUUCUUCAGCUGCCACCUGCUGGGUGGGCAUACCACCCACCUGCCUCUGCUGGACCCUGGACCCAGGUGGGGACCAUGGCCUCCAGUGCCAACUGGGCAGGAAAAGAGUUCUGGGCAUUGGGUCUUGGGUAACAAUGAUGGACCCUUGGUGGCAAAGUCUGCUUCUGGGGCACCAUCCUCUGGAACAUCCUACCCCUAUCCUGUGGACAAAUGGAAAAUUACAGCUCAGUCCUCUCUGCCUCAUAAACUUCGGAUCAAAUCCCGGGUUCUGGCAGACUGGGAGGACAGUCCUUCCAGUUCUCUCUGAGAUUCCCUGAUAAGGGAGAGAGGGGAAGGAUAAGGGGCCUGAGAAUGGUGGGGAUGGCAGAUAGAGGAGAGAAAAAUAGAACGAGGAGGCAGAAAUCUAGGUGACUCCUAUAGGUGUGCCAGCAAAAGGAGACCUCCAUAUUCCCUCUUUCCCCCACAAGGUUUCCCUGGAGCACAACAAUUCAGAUUCUGUCCCAGUACCAAGGCAAUCAGUCCCUCAAAGCUGAAUGUCUUCCUGAUAGAUGGGACCCCAAAUCCCAGCCUACCACCAAAGAUGCCCCGUCUCAUUGAGUUAACAUGGGGGAAAAGCAUGGUAUAGUAGAAAGGGCACUCAUCUGGGAGUUAGCAGAGCCUUAGGUUCUGAUCCCAGUCUUCUGCCAUGUGACCACUUACCUCUCUACAUCUUCACCACCUUCAUCUGUAUAAUGGGGAUAAUUCCCUCACAGGAUUGUGGUAAAAAUCAGUUGGGAUUUUGCAGGCAUUGUGCAAACCUUACAGAUGGUGCUUGAACUGGGAGUCUGUGAACUUUGAA
This is a messenger RNA of Sarcophilus harrisii (Tasmanian devil), 1400 nucleotides long. RefSeq names its product nuclear factor interleukin-3-regulated protein. Lineage: Eukaryota; Metazoa; Chordata; Mammalia; Dasyuromorphia; Dasyuridae. The transcript has a single exon. Gene Ontology annotation, molecular function: DNA-binding transcription factor activity; DNA binding. Gene Ontology annotation, biological process: circadian rhythm; regulation of DNA-templated transcription. The record is from RefSeq and is a predicted model, not a curated record. Gene Ontology annotation, cellular component: nucleus. Bases 12 to 869 code for a protein of 285 amino acids.